Molecule: messenger RNA, 927 nt
Organism: Nerophis ophidion (straightnose pipefish)
Lineage: Eukaryota; Metazoa; Chordata; Actinopteri; Syngnathiformes; Syngnathidae
Product: snaclec stejaggregin-A subunit alpha-like
Exons: 5
Coding region: 84-545 (153 amino acids)
Molecular function (GO): signaling receptor activity
Source: RefSeq, a predicted model, not a curated record
GGCGAGGUCAAGCUGCGUAAGACGACACAACUCGACUCACUUUGACAUUUUCAGUCCAGCAGUGUUUGUCUAUCCUUGCACAGAUGGCAUUCACUCACGGCGUCUUCUUCCUCCUGUGUGGCAUCACUGGAGUGUUUGGUAUCUGUCCUUCUGGCUGGGAUCAGUAUGAGAGUAAAUGUUACAAAUACGAAGCCGGUCCCGAUACCUUUGACGCUGCAGAGCUAGAAUGCACCGAUUUAGUGGAUGAAGCCCAUCUGGUGUCUAUCAGCAAUGCAUCGGAAUAUACGUUCGUUCUUUCUUUGAUCAGUGCUGCGGUUGGUAAGAUGUCCACAAACACCUGGAUAGGACUCCUUGACCCCACCACGGUCGGACCUUACGUUUGGACUGACCAGACAAACUUUGCCUUUAUGAAUUUUGCUCCCGGACAGCCUAGCGGUCCAAGAGGAACAGAAGACUGCGUGUACAUUGAGGGAUCUAAUGACCUGUGGUACGAUAACGACUGCACUGUCCAGAACUCCUUUGUUUGCGAGGGUCCGCUGCUCUGACCAUAGUUUUGCAUGAGCAAACUAUGACUCUGCAUGCCGUAUAUUGGUCACCAAGCUUUUUAAUCUGUCCCACAGAACGUUUCCAAGUUCUCUUUGACCAACUUUGACAUUCAAUGCUGUUGAAUAAAUGCUUUCUGAAUCUCGAGGGUGGCUUGUAGGGAGUGCAGACUAGUGCUUGUCAGUGUGGAGGACAGACAAACAAAAAUCCUACAACAAAGUCCUGUAGAAAAUGUACAUUUUAUUGGACAUUUGUGCGUGUGUUUUCUCGUUUGGCUGUGUUUGUCGCAUUUCUGCUGUUUGUGCUGAUUGGCAAAAAUUCAAGGAUGUUUACAUACUUGUUCUUUACACUUUGUGUCCUAUUCAAUAAAGACCUAUGACAUUA